GAGACUUGUCCCGAGUGCACCGGGUCCGGUGGUCCCUUCCUUUCUUGCCUUGUUUCCUUUCGUUUCUUCUCAUCUCAGCCCGUUACGUUUAGGGAUAGGCCCGAGGCCGGGCCAUGGCAAACCGGACAGUGAAAGAUGCGCACAGCAUCCACGGCACUAACCCGCAGUACUUGGUGGAGAAGAUUAUUCGCACCCGCAUCUAUGAGUCCAAGUAUUGGAAGGAAGAGUGCUUCGGCCUCACAGCUGAACUGGUUGUGGACAAAGCCAUGGAACUGAGAUACACUGGUGGAGUUUAUGGUGGAAACAUCAAGCCUACACCAUUCUUGUGCUUGACCUUGAAGAUGUUGCAGAUACAACCUGAAAAAGACAUCAUUGUUGAAUUUAUAAAGAAUGAAGACUUCAAGUAUGUGAGAUUGCUGGGAGCAUUGUAUAUGAGACUAACUGGUACUGCCAUAGACUGCUACAAAUAUCUUGAACCUUUGUACAACGAUUAUCGAAAAAUAAAAAGCCAAAAUAGAAAUGGGGAGUUUGAGCUAAUGCACGUGGACGAGUUCAUUGAUCAACUGCUCCAUGAUGAGCGUGUUUGUGAUAUCAUUUUACCUAGACUACAGAAACGUUACGUUCUAGAAGAAGCUGAACAAUUGGAAACACGGAUUAGUGCUUUGGAAGAGGAUAUGGAUGAUGUGGAGUCAAGUGAAGAUGAGGAAGAGGAGGAUGAAAAGAUGGAGAGAGCUCCCUCUCCUGAUCACAGGAGAAGAGGCUACAGAGAUCUAGACAAGCCUCGCAGAUCUCCAACUCUGCGUUACAGGAGAAGCCGAAGCAGAUCUCCUAGAAGGCGAAGCCGAUCUCCAAAGAGGAGAAGUCCAUCACCACGCCGGGAAAGGCAUCGCAGUAAGAGUCCGAGGCGACACCGAAGUAGAUCUAGAGAAAGACGUCACAGAUCAAGAUCUAAAUCUCCAGGGCAUCAUCGUAGCCACAGACAUCGCAGCCAUUCCAAGUCCCCAGAGAGAUCUAAAAAGAGUCAUAAGAAGAGUCGUCGAGGAAAUGAAUGACCCUAAACAGUUCAGGAAUCAGAGCCACUUUUUAAAUAAAUAAAUAAAUAAAUGACACAUCAGGAUGGGUAGAAGCUGUCAUGGCAGCUAACAAUUUUUUGUAUUAACUUAGCUUCUUGGACAACAAAGUAUUGUUCAAUAUCUUUGUUUAACUCAGUGGGAAGUUCUUUCAAUGUAUAUUCUGAUCAUAUUUGCUCUUUCUACAAGGAAAGCAUGUGUGUUAUGCUAGGAGACAUGUAUGUCGUUUAACGUUCUUUUGAAACAUUAUAAACCUAUUCAUUGCAAGACCUGUUACUAAAGCCUUACAUAUUAGGCUUUUCUAUAAUGGUUUUUGGUCUAAUUUUUAUGUAACUCCAAAUUUUAACAUAGCCAAAAAGCUGGCAAAAACAAUUCUGUAGAGAAUUAUUUGUAGGUGUGGGGAAGAUAGAAAACUACUAUUGUAAUUUCUUUAUUAAAAUAUUUGAUAAGCAAGCUGCAGUACAAA
Molecule: messenger RNA, 1536 nt
Organism: Elgaria multicarinata webbii
Lineage: Eukaryota; Metazoa; Chordata; Lepidosauria; Squamata; Anguidae
Gene: PRPF38A
Product: pre-mRNA processing factor 38A
Exons: 10
Coding region: 114-1052 (312 amino acids)
Cellular component (GO): precatalytic spliceosome
Source: RefSeq, a predicted model, not a curated record